Molecule: messenger RNA, 686 nt
Organism: Brassica napus (rape)
Lineage: Eukaryota; Viridiplantae; Streptophyta; Magnoliopsida; Brassicales; Brassicaceae
Exons: 2
Coding region: 1-462 (153 amino acids)
Source: RefSeq, a predicted model, not a curated record
AUGGAACUGAUUGAGUUCUUAAUCAUAUGUCCACCGUCUCAAGAUCACAGCUUCAUCGAUGAAGUAGUGGAAACAGCCGCAGCUACUACCAUUACUCAUGUGAGUACUCUCCCGGAAGGAAGGUUAUAUAGAGUCUCUGCCACCGAAGUUUUUGGCCCUUCGUCUCCAUCUACCGACAAAGUCAUGCAACUUUAUGAAGGUUUCAGAACUUCAACUCGGUUUGAACACGAGAUUAGGUUGAUCGUGAAAGAACAAAGUCGAGAUUUGAAGUUGUGGGAAAUUGUACAUGGAGCAGAGAUGUUCAAGAAAGACAACGGUGACACAGUUGUCAAGAUUUCUGGUAGAAAAGUGGAGGUGGAUAAGUGGUUCAGGAGGCUUGUUUUUCUACUGAGAAGGGGUUUUUUCAUUGUUCCUGAUACUGAUGAUGUUACUGGUGAUGAUGAUUCUGAUGCUGAAGAAUGAAGAAUGAAGAUACCUGAUUUGAAUAGUAAUGGGUUAUGGGUAUUAAUAAUAGUAAAAGGUUAUGGGAGUAUGUUAGUAAGUGGUAAAAUCUAUGUCUUUACAGUGGGGAAAAAUAAAUAAGAAAUUGUUAUUGGAUUCAUAUGUGAAAUCCAGAAACUUUUAUUUUCAAGUUACUGCUUGUAUGAAACGUUUCUAUAUGAUAUAUAUUUUAUUUGGUAGCAGUA